AUGGACGCGACGAUCGGAAAAUUUGUCGACUCCGUGUCCGGCUUCUUCUCCGGCGCUGCAUCCGGCUCCGCCGAUGAGUUCCCCUUGUGCGAUACCGACAUCAUCUCGGGAUGUGAGAAAGAAUAUGCAGAGGCUCAGAAAGGUCAAGACGAAGGGUUUAAGAAGGAAUGCAUCAUGCGACUCUCAUGGGCUCUUGUUCAUUCAAAGACACCAGUGGAUAUACAGCGUGGGAUAGCGAUACUUGAAGCUUCGGUGGUUAGUGAUACAAGUCCAAUGAAACUAAGAGAGAAGCUAUAUCUCCUCGCGAUUGGGUACUAUCGAAGCAGUGACUAUUCACGAAGCCGGGAAAGUAUAGAACGAUGUUUGGAGGUUGAACCAGAGUGGAGACAAGCUCAGACACUGAAAAUGGCUAUCGAGGACCGUAUUGUGAAAGAUGGUGUUAUUGGCGUUGGAAUCGCUGUGACUGCUGUUGGGAUUGUUGCUGGUAUUGCUACAGCCUUAAUACGCAGAUAA
Messenger RNA from Microthlaspi erraticum, 513 nucleotides. The record is from the annotation of a GenBank genome assembly. Lineage: Eukaryota; Viridiplantae; Streptophyta; Magnoliopsida; Brassicales; Brassicaceae.